Molecule: messenger RNA, 2455 nt
Organism: Triticum dicoccoides
Lineage: Eukaryota; Viridiplantae; Streptophyta; Magnoliopsida; Poales; Poaceae
Product: cytosolic sulfotransferase 5-like
Exons: 3
Coding region: 911-2338 (475 amino acids)
Molecular function (GO): sulfotransferase activity
Source: RefSeq, a predicted model, not a curated record
CCCGCAAUCCCCGGAACGGCGACGUAGAACGCCGGCCACGCGGCUGCGCGUCGCGCCCCGGCCAUGGCGGCGUGGUGGCUGCGCUCGACGGAGCAGCGUGCCGCGGACUGAGUCCGGCGCGCUCCUCCAUCGAGCGUGGCUGCGGGCGUCGCGAGCACGACUUUCCGAGGCGCGAGCAGGCGGCGGCUGCGGGGCAUUUCGCCAGCGGUCGCUGGCGCAAGCUUUCGGCGGUGACAGCGGCGUGCAAGGCGCGGAAGCCAGGCGACGCACGCUUCCAUUUUACGCAGCGGUGGCGCCUGCUUCCUUCCGCAAACCGUCCUGAGAGACGGCGGUGCUCCAGCCAUGGGUGCACGCACGGCGGCGGCAGCCGUGCGGACCCGAAGGCCAGCGUCAUCUAAGGUUCCAGAAUUGGGGAUUCUCUAGGGUUCGGCGGAAUUGGUAUGAUGGUUUGCUUCCUUUAAUUUCGCCGAUUCAUCACGUUCUAAUGGCACCAACAAGAGCUUAAAUCAGUGCUAAUCAACAUGUCUUUAUGCGGAAGCGUGGCAGAAUUAAACUAACAGAACAUGAUUGGUCAUAAUCAUUGGAUAAUUAGCACUGGCCCGUGGCCAAUUAUACUUUAAGCAAAACCUCUUAACCCUAGAGAUUGAUCUUGACUUCAACAGAGGGCAAUUUGACUAAACAUUAAUCAUUAACCUUUAACAGUGAUGAUCUGGACUUACUUAAGCACAUUAACAUAACCAGAACAUCAUUAGGGAUCUAAUCUAGGCAUAUUACGGCUCUGAUAUCAUUGUUAGACUUAAUCCAGUAGGAUAGAUUUGAUCUUAUGCCUAGAAUUCAGAUCACCUAAUUGCUUAUGAACAGAGAGGGGUUGAGUUCUUACCACUAAUGGAAGAAGCCAUUGGUGUAGGCGAUGCGAAGUCCCGUGCUUGCUCGAUGCAGGCGUGAUGCGGGCUUGGGGUACACGUUCGCAGCGGGUAGCGGCGUCCCUUCGGGCGCCACCGGCACUGCCCUGGGACAGGGGCACAGCUCGGAGAUGAUCUUCCCGUCGUGCAGCACUCCCCCAGAUCGGUUAGGGUUUAGGGAUGUGGGGAGCAGGGGAAAACCUUACGUGAACUCGUCUAACGCAGGUGCCGGCUGCUCCCCAUCCUUUUAUGUGUGCGCUGGCCACUUGUUGGUUAGGGUGCCCCCGAUCAGGGCGCAUGAGUUGGGAUCAAGGGGUUCAAACGUUGGUUCGUUACCCCCUUCCCUCAUGUUAGCUUAUCCUCCUUUUUUUUUCUGUUCAGCCCGUUGGGCCUUAGAUCAAUACCAACAGGCUAAUCUCUUCCCACGUCACGCCGGCGUCCCCGCGCCGGACGCCGACGAGGCAAAAGAAAUCUAUGACGAAGCUCGGAGAGUGGUGUCCACCUACGAGACCGUUCCCAGCGGAAUCGUGGUUGAUUACCACCGCCACCCCGACGGGUGGUAUAUGGCCCUGCCGGUGAUGGUGAGCUCCAUGGUCGCACAUCACCACUUCGAGGCCCGCGGGACCGAUGUGCUCCUUGUUACCAUCCCCAAGUCCGGGACCACCUGGAUCAAGGCUCUCCUCUACGCCGCCGCCCGCCGCACUGACGACGCAUCGUCCGUACUCCGGCAGCUCGCCUCCCACAACUCGCACCAGCUCGUUCCUUUCCUCGAGACCCAGGUGUACACCAAGGACCAGAUCCCCGACCUGAGCUCGCUUUCGGCGCCAUGGCUCUUCGCCACGCACGUCCCGGCGGAGUCGCUGCCAGCUUCCGUCGUGGCGUCGGGUUGCAAGGUGGUGUACUUGUGCCGGGACCCCAAGGACUGUUUCGUGUCUCUCUGGCACUUUAUGAACAAGCUGACCCCAUGGGACAUUGACGAGGCACACGGCCGGUUCUGCGACGGCGUCUCGGUGUAUGGGCCGUUCUGGGAGCACGUGCUAAGCUACUGGCGGUGGCACGUCGAGAGGCCGGGUCAGGUGCUCUUCCUUACUUACGAGGAGCUCAGCGCCGACCCGCUUGGCCAGCUGAGGCGCCUUGCCGAGUUCAUUGGGCACCCGUUCACGCCGGGAGAGCAGGAGGCCGGAAUAGACAGGGAGAUCGCGGAGGCAUGCGCCAUGAAGAGCAUGGUCAGUCAGGUGGUGAACCAGUCGGGGAUGACCGAAAUGACGGAGAUGCCGAUGCCCAACGGGAUCUUUUUCCGACGCGGCGUGGUCGGAGACUGGACCAACUACCUAACACCGGAAAUGGCAACAAGGAUUGAUGAGAUUACCAAGAGCAAGUUCGAAGGAUCCGGCCUGAUGCUGCCCGAAACGAACUCGAAAAUCACAAAGAUCUAGCAUUCCUACAUUGUUGCAUUUGAUGUUUUAAAUCGUUCGCCAUAAUUUGGUCCCUCUUGUUGUAAACUGCAGACUGAUGUCGCUGGCUUGCCUGAAUAAAAAAAAUUACAUUAUUUA